AUGUGUCGAACUGACACGGAUGGGUCAUUAAGCGACGUCAAUCCGGACUUGUUAGAGCUGAGCAAAGACCCAGUUGCUUGGCGAGAGCAACGGAGACAUGCCCUGCAAUUUAAAGUGUUUGGCCACGGUGGAGGGAGGGGUGGUGCCGAGGGUUCUGCCGAUCCUGCACCUACCAAGAAUAUUCCCCAAGGUGCAAAGGCGUCUAACGCGUCCGCCGUGGGAGCUGAGUCGCGCCAAAAAAUGGAGGAGCGCGAGGCAUACGUCCUCGAGCAGCUCAAGUCGCACAAACGAAGGCGCGAAGAUGCGGCUACAUCAGCGGGGGCGCCCACUGGCUCAGUGAGUUCUGCGGGACUUUCGACGAAGGAAAAAAUCUUGCAACGGCUGAAGAAGCCGAAUUAA
Trypanosoma conorhini is the source of this 399-nucleotide messenger RNA. RefSeq lists its product as uncharacterized. NCBI's taxonomy places the organism in Eukaryota, Euglenozoa, Kinetoplastea, Trypanosomatida, Trypanosomatidae. The transcript has a single exon. Bases 1 to 399 code for a protein of 132 amino acids. The record is from RefSeq and is a predicted model, not a curated record.